AUGCUGCUUUCCAUAGCCACAGCGCUGUAUCUGCGGCGCCUCGGCCGCAAAAAGGCGAUUCGGCUGCUGCUGAUCGUCUUUGUGCUCUUCAACAUCUUCGACGUCAUGCGCAUCCACCACAACCUGGCCCGCGAGCGCGAGUACAUGCCGCGCAAGACGGGCCGCGCCAAGGAGCGCAUCUACAUUGCCGGCAUGCACUUCAACAACGGCGACAUCCUCAAAAAGCACUGGAACAAUGCGGUGCUGGAGCUGACGGAGCUCUUUGGGCCGGAAAACGUCUUUGUGAGCGUCUACGAGAGCGGCAGCUGGGACGACAGCAAGGAGGUCCUGCGCGACCUGGACCACCAGCUCGAGAGCCGCGGGGUGCCGCACCGCGUCGAGGUGUCGGACGUGACGCACGCCGACGAGAUACAGAGGGGGGAUGACGGCAGCGAGGGCUGGAUCGAGACGGCGAGGAAGAAGAAGGAGCUGCGAAGGAUUCCGUACCUGGCGAGGCUGCGAAACAAGACGUUGCAGGACCUUUUUGAUUUGUAUAAAAAGGGAGUCACUUUUGACAAGAUUUUGUUCUUGAAUGAUGUCGUGUUUACGACGGAUGACAUUGUCACAUUAAUGGAUACCAAUGAUGGCGCAUAUGGCGCCGCGUGCUCGCUCGACUUUUCGAAGCCGCCUUUAUACUAUGACACUUUUGCGCUGCGAGACGCUGAAGGGAGCGCGCAUAUUAUGCAGACGUGGCCCUACUUCAAGGCCCGUGGCUCGCGGUCGCCGCUGGUCAACAACCAGGACGCUGUCCCUGUAACAAGCUGCUGGAACGGCAUCGUCGUCAUGCCCGCCGACCCGUUCGUGUCCCCCACCAAGCUGCGCUUCCGCGGCAUCCCCGACUCGCUGGCGCUGCAGCACCUCGAGGGCUCCGAGUGCUGCCUCAUUCACGCCGACAACCCGCUGUCCAAGACGCUCGGCGUGUACCUGAACCCGCGCGUGCGCGUCGGCUACAACCUGCCCGCGUACGAGGCCACCCACCCGCCUUCGUCGUCGUGGGUCGCGGCCGCUGACAUCUUCCUCGGCCUCUGGACCAACCGUGUUAAGCGCUGGGCGCGCAUCUCGUUUGAGGGCUGGGUGGUGCGCUCGCGCGUCGAGGCGUGGCAGAAGGAGGACAUGGCGAGGCACGAGCCGGGUGUGUUUUGCCUGAUUAACGAGAUGCAGGUCCUGGCGGAGAAUGGAUGGGCUCAUGUAUGA
This is a messenger RNA of Akanthomyces muscarius, 1233 nucleotides long. RefSeq lists its product as uncharacterized. Bases 1 to 1233 code for a protein of 410 amino acids. The record is from RefSeq and is a predicted model, not a curated record. The transcript is spliced from 3 exons. NCBI's taxonomy places the organism in Eukaryota, Fungi, Ascomycota, Sordariomycetes, Hypocreales, Cordycipitaceae.